This is a messenger RNA of Lithohypha guttulata, 654 nucleotides long. It is a transcript of the gene mrpl8, whose product is annotated as 54S ribosomal protein L8, mitochondrial. Gene Ontology annotation, cellular component: ribosome; mitochondrial large ribosomal subunit. The record is from RefSeq and is a predicted model, not a curated record. NCBI's taxonomy places the organism in Eukaryota, Fungi, Ascomycota, Eurotiomycetes, Chaetothyriales, Trichomeriaceae. Gene Ontology annotation, biological process: translation. The transcript is spliced from 2 exons. The coding region runs from base 1 to 654 and encodes 217 amino acids. Gene Ontology annotation, molecular function: structural constituent of ribosome.
AUGCCUGCCUCGUCACAGUAUCGUCGGCCCCUAGGUCGGGACAGUGCCCAUCGACAAUCCCUCCUGCGCAACCUCGUCACGUCACUAAUAAAACACGAACAAAUAUCCACCACAUACGCCAAAGCGAAAGAAGCCCAACGUGUAGCUGAAAAGCUUAUCACCCUCGGAAAAAAGAACACAAAUGCCAGCCGCCUAAGCGCGAGAGGAUUCUUCCACGAGCCAGACCUAUACCUCCCUAAAGUCUUCGGCGAGCUUGCAAAGCGCUACGAGAGUAGACCAGGCGGUUAUACGCGAGUAUUGCCAUUCGAUGGACCGAAGGACGUGAGGUUCAAGAUGACGGCGAAAGCACUAUCAAGGCAACAGGAUGAGAUGUUGCCAAUGAAUGAGAUUACGGCCACGAAUAUACGCAAAGUGACGAGGUUCAGAGCGAAUGGAGCAACGGAGCUGUUGAAGGAGGUUGGUCGGAUACAAAAAGAGAAGGCUAGUCAAGAGACCAAGGAGAAGAAGAUGUUCGAGAAGGAUGGGACGAGGUUCAAGUGGACAUCAGAUCUGCCUAGGAACGAUCCUAGAUGGAUAGAGAAGAGAGGACCAGGAAGGUUGGUGAGGAGAAAGAUUGGGCCAGAUGACGAGGAAGACGUGGAUGCUAAGGAGUAA